CAAUCUCCCGACAAAACCUCAGGCUCAGUAAUGCUCGGUACACUGCAAUAGUGAGCCGUACCAUCCGUACCCUUUCUGCUGCUCAAGGAUACACAAAGCACAAAUCUGGACAUGGAGGAGGCCAACCUGCUGAAGGAGAGGCUCCAGGCCAUCAUGGACAAAAGAAGAAUCCAGGAAGAAAUUGCCAAGAAGAGGAGACAGAUAGAAGAAGAGAAGUUAAAACUCCAGUACAUAAAGAAGAAGGCUUUGAGGGAGCAGUGGCUGAUGGACGGUCUGAGUCAGCAGUCGGAGGAGGAGCAGGAGGCCAUGAGGCUUCAAGCUCAAGACGAACAGCAGCAGAGUGAUCACCUGCAGAGCAACAUCAUCAGAAUGGAGAAGGAGAUAGAGGCCUUGGAAGCACAAGAACUCAAUAUCUCUGCCAAUGAAGAAAUUGUGGUGAAGCGGUUAAAAGAGGUGGAGAGAACAGCUGAAGACAUUAUCAAGAAGGCUACCUCAGUGGAUAGAGAGGCAGAUGGAAAGGAACUGAAUAAAGGUUGCAGCACAGCUGAGGAUCACAACUCCAUGUCCAUCACCAUGGAAACAACAGAACAAUCAGCGUUGGAGAUGGAUUGUGAAGUGGAUGUUGGUAUGGCUGAUUCACCUAAGCAACAGGAUUUUAUUGCAGAUGAUGAGCUUGUUUGUUCAGCGACACCGCCAUUAGUCCCAGAGUCCCCGUUGGAAAAGGUAACGCUCGACACUUUAUUAACUGACAUGCCAAGCAGUAGAGACGCAAAUGACAAGCUUGACUGCUCUGACCCCAAUGUCUGCACUGAAACGGCUUGUCAGAAUCAAAAAGAAGCUUUGAUUUUGGAGCCGGGCUGUGAAGAGCUCAGCAGGAAUGAAUCAGUCACCUCAUCUGUGUCCGACCCACUCUCCAGUGUAGACAGUGUGUGUGAGAAUGACCCCCAACAUAAGAGGAGGAAAACACCAGAACUAGAUCCUGAGCAAGAACAGACCCCUGAGCUAGAACAAGAUGCUGUACCAGUACAAAGCCCAGAGCCUGGUGAAGAUCCUGAGGAACUAAGUCUUGAACUAGAGCAAUACCCUGAACCGGAGGAAUACCCUGAUCCAGAACGCAGUCCUGAACCAGAGCAAUACCCUGAGCCAGAGCCGUUCCCAGAAUCAACGCAAUACCCUGAACCAGUGCUAGACCCUGAACCAGAGCCAUUCCCAGAAUCAACGCAAUUCCCUGAACCAGUGCUAGACCCUGAACCAGAGCCAUUCCCAGAAUCAACGCAAUUCCCUGAACCAGCGCUAGACCCUGAGCUAGAUCAGUAUCCUGAGCCAGAGCCUGGGGCUGUUGACAAUUAUCUGCAUUCUGAACAAGAUGGCUAUCUAAAUCUGGAAAUAUAUAAAGACCCAGAGGCCCAAGAACUCAUAUUUGAACCAUCCGUCACAGAGGAGUCUAUGUUAGCACAGUGCAUUAGAGAAGAAGCUAUGUCAGAUGUCUCCACUGAAUCCUGCCAUGAACCUGGUCCUGAUGAAAUGGAAGAAUGCCUGAGAGUUGAGAUUGCAGCAGCAUCCUCAGAUAGUGAGAUGGAUGAAAAAUGGAGAACAAUAUUCUCCUCUUCUAUUAAUAAAGAAGAUGAUGAUUCAUAUUUGGAUAGUCUUCAGUUGAGUGCCCAGGAGCUCUUUGUACAAAAAGCUGAGAUGACAGGUGCUGAAGAGCAAGACAGCAACGCUUUUCAUGAAGUGUGUUUUGAGGUCCCGCAAGUGGAAGACAUUCUGGAACAGCCCGAGGUUAACAUUCCUUUCCCCAGCCCUUCACAAGAGGUUAAAUAUAACCCGUUAGGCCUUCAAGGCUUGUCUAAAAUAUCUGAAGAUGAGAGUGAGAAUGGUAAAGAUGCCAAUUAUAACCACAUCACUCACCAACCGCACAUCAGCGUAGAUGCAGUCAAGAAGCUACCUAAAGACUUCUGUGUGAUACAGGAAACCAAGAGUGAGAAUGUUAGUACAGAGCACGUGGACUUCCAGCUGGCUCGUAAACAGUGGCGGGAAAUGGAGGAACAAACCAAAAACAAGGUAGUCUUACCUACAACCAAGCAGCUGAGCUUCCACGGCAGCCACAGCUUCAUGUACACUCCAGUACGCAACAUUGACAGACCUCACAAGAAAGCACAUGAUCUGGAAAACUUAGAUCUGGUUGGGGAGUAUCCUCACACCCAAUUUAGCCCCUGCUCAGAGGAUUCUGGUUUGGAUGAUUCCAGUUACAGGUCCCCUUAUGAUGAUCCAGAAACAGUUGAAAGGGAUAUUCGCAUAUCACUGGAGAGGGAAGAAAAUUUCAAAAGGGAGAGGGGCCUUUCCAGGAUGGGCAAAUCAACUGAUUGUGCACCAUCAAGAAGUAUCCCUAGAUCAAUAAGCACUCCACUGACGCCAUCAUUCAUCAUCACCUCCUCACCUACCAAGGAGCCAUUGAAACAUGAAAUGUCAGCGAACAAUGUAAUUAUUCUGGACCCUAGCAAUGAUUUUACCUCUAGUCCCAGGCAUGUUAAAGACAACAUGAAAGCUCAGUCUAGUGAGUGGCACUCCAAAGAGACCAGCUCCAGUGUCAUCAUCCUGGAGACGUCCAAUUUGAUUAUUCGCAGUGCCUCUGAGUUCUCUCUCAGUAAAGCAUGUGAGCAGCCCCAGGAAAAAAUGUUCCUGAACAACCCAUUUUUCAAACUACGUUCAAGAAGCACAAUAUCCUUGGUGGAUGAAGAGAUCAAGAUGGUAAAGCAGAGGGAGGAUGAGCUGAAAAAGGAGAGGGAAAAUCUGUAUGCCAAAGACAGGUUCAGCGCAGAAAGAGUAUUGUCAAAUCGCAUGGAAACGUUGACCUUUAAUAACUCAGUUGAUGUUCCUGUGAAAUGCAAGUCGUCUCCGUCUUCACCAAUGAAAACCACCCACAGGAUGGAUCGUGCUGCUCUAUCGUGUGAUCACAGAGUCCAGUUUUGUGAAGAUGGUGGCACCGUGGAUGGGUUCAAGCAGAUGAUGGGACGGCUGCCAGUGAAUCCAGAAUAUAGAACAGAAUGGAAGCUGGGACCAGAGGAGGCGGCGCAGGGACCGGGAUCGGAGACUAAUGAAAAUAGGUGGGCUGAGACUUGAGACUCCUUUCAGCCCUCUCUCCCGCAGGCCAUUUUCAAUCCUAAGAGAGAGAGAGACCAGAUCCUCGAAGGACUCAGGCAUCUUGGGAGGCUAAGUUGUCCCACAUCUGAUCAUUCAGGCCCUGAAGGAAAAUACCCUGAAGGGCGCGAUCGGGUCAGCCUGCCUCAGCUGGCGUGGUGUGCAAAUUGAUCACAAAUUCCAUGACGCUUCUUGAGAAGGGUUGCAAAGAAAGCUAUAGGCACAAGGAGACAAGGUAAGUAUGCAACAAUCAACAGCAAAAUCACAAGGAAAUAGAGCCAUGUUGUCACCAUGAGUCGCUGAUGGACUGGAAAAGAAGAGAUGACCUCACUGGGCUUAAAUGCAGCCACGCUGAUCGUCACGGAAUGAAACAGGUGAGUGAGAGUGUCCAAGGUCCUGCCCAGGGGUGAAUCCGGGAAAACACAGGAGGAGAUGGAAAAACACUGGCCGUUCACACGGACCUUGACAUCAUGUGCCUCAUCACAUGAGCCAAGGUGCAAGAAUUCCUCCGUCUAACCUCACAAUAUAAUAAAAACACCAUAUUUGUAGCCAAAAAGGGGAGGUGCACUGUUAUUCUAAACUCAGCAGAUUAUUACACUAAGAGUUCUACACUCCUCAGAGACAACAGCACCUAUGAAGCCUUGUCCCACACUAGAGUUUGUUUUUCUUUUCUUUUCCACAAAAUUGACACCAGAUGUUCUGGUUUAUAUUUUCAUUCUCUCUUAUAUUUUUAGUAUUUUUUCUUCUCUGUCCUAAUUUUAUUAGAUAAAGAACUGAAGGCUCUGUUCCUCUUACAUGUCAGUAUUCUGGAAACCUCGAAUGGGAAUGUUUGUACCUGCCAAUACAUUUUUCUUUGUUCUGUAUCUCUAUGUGCAUUAUUUGUGUGUUGUUUCUGUUGUGAAAAUAUUACUGUGACAUUCAUAUCCACAGUGAGUGUAUGGAACUCCUGAUCACAGGUGUAUAUUUUAUGGCUUUGUUUGUUACAAUAGUGUUUAUUUUAGGCAGAAAAAACAGACUUGCUUAUUCAGGAAACCUUUUACAUCCUUUUUCUUUUCCUUUGUGGUGAAAUACUUUUACUAUGACAUUUCGCCCUCCAAACAAUUUAAACAGUAUGCUUGUUAUUUGUAGUAGCCAAAACUACAAGCUUUACAAAAUAAACUCAACUUCAUGCACCCGGCUGUAUCAUAUUUGAUGUCCAAUUUUCACCAUGAAUUUAGUAAAAGUUAGUAUGCCAUGCACAGUAAAGACAUGUCUCUUUAAGACAAAUAUUUAUAUUUAAGUAAUGGAAGCCAUGUUAAAUCAGUCUCACUCUGAAGGCAGUUAUCUUGCAUUAUAGUUUCGAUGAUGAUUUGUACGUCUGUAAAAAGUAUGUGCGUCAAAUAUAGCAGCAACUGGCAUGACAGGGUUGUACCUCGAAAAGAAAGCAGUCACAUCCUGUCUUAACUGACAAUAGUUUAAGUCACAAUAGAAUAACAGAAAGAAAAGGUAGUGGUUUAGAAGCUCGACUGUCAUUGCAAAACUUGCUUAUCCCAUCUUUAUUUUAAUAACCUGAGAGAGCUGGUGGAAGAGGUGGAGGGAGUGAUGUGAAUGCAGUAAACCAAUAAAGUGUCUUU
Pelmatolapia mariae (spotted tilapia) is the source of this 4751-nucleotide messenger RNA. RefSeq names its product palmdelphin b (gene palmdb). Gene Ontology annotation, cellular component: membrane; cytoplasm. The transcript has 8 exons. The record is from RefSeq and is a predicted model, not a curated record. NCBI's taxonomy places the organism in Eukaryota, Metazoa, Chordata, Actinopteri, Cichliformes, Cichlidae. Gene Ontology annotation, biological process: regulation of cell shape. Bases 112 to 3120 code for a protein of 1002 amino acids.